Kazachstania africana CBS 2517 is the source of this 1797-nucleotide messenger RNA. It is a transcript of the gene GUP2, whose product is annotated as putative O-acyltransferase. Gene Ontology annotation, biological process: GPI anchor biosynthetic process. Lineage: Eukaryota; Fungi; Ascomycota; Saccharomycetes; Saccharomycetales; Saccharomycetaceae. The record is from RefSeq and is a predicted model, not a curated record. Gene Ontology annotation, cellular component: endoplasmic reticulum. The coding region runs from base 1 to 1797 and encodes 598 amino acids. The transcript has a single exon.
AUGCUGUCGGAUGCUAUUCGUAAAGUCAGAUAUUUCUUUUCAGCAGAAGCUUUGGAUGCUCGUAUUUCACCCGAUCCUGAAUUGAAGAAACGUUAUAAACUGUUAGCAAAUGGUAAUAAUAGUAACGGUGUAUCUCGGCCCUUAUGGAAUACCCUAGAAUUCAAGUUCUACUAUUUAGCGUUCAUCACUGUGAUACCUAUGAUGUUCAUAACCGCUAUGAGUGCAAGCAAUGAAACAAAUGAAGCUAAUUACUACAAAUUCGAGAGAUUAUUGUCUCAAGGUUGGUUAUUCGGCAGGAAAGUCGAUAAUAGCGACGCUCAAUACAGAUUUUUUAGAGAUAAUUUCUUCUUAUUAUUACAAUUGAUGUCUGCUCAUUUGAUCAUCAAAAAAGUAACAUUAUCUGUAAAUAAAACAUUAUCAAAGUUAAGAUUUGAUUUUAUCUUCGGAUUAAUUUUCCUAUUUGCUGCACAUGGUGUUAAUGCCGUUAGAAUCAUUAUUCACAUACUGAUCAUGCAUUCAAUCUCCCAUUUCUUCAAGAAAAAUAAGACUGUAGCUGCCUCUUUGACUUGGUUAUACGGUAUUUCCACUCUUUUCAUUAAUGACAAAUACAGAGAGUACCCUUUCGGUAACAUUCUAUCUAUUUUAUCACCAUUAGAUCAUUCUUUCAAAGGUAUCAUCGAAAGAUGGGAUGUCUUUUUUAAUUUUACUCUGCUAAGAUUGUUGAGUUACAACCUUGAUUAUUUGGAACGAUGGAAUAGUCAAUUCAUGAAAGAUACUCCAGUAGAAACUCAGAUUGAUAGUGAUAUUGGUUUGAAAAAUUCACGUCCUGAAUUUAAAAGAACGUCUUCCACUUUGAAAACGAUACAAGAAUCUGGUAAAGAAGAGCUUUUGAAUGAUAGAGCAAGAUUGGUAGCUCCUUUGCAUAUACAGGAAUACGAUAUCUUCAAUUUCAUCGCUUACGUUACUUACACACCAUUGUUUAUUGCCGGACCCAUCAUUACUUUCAAUGACUACAUUUAUCAAUCUUACCACACAUUGCCAUCAAUUAACAGCAAAAGAAUUCAAAUAUACGCCAUUAGAUUUAUUUUAACGGUACUUUCAAUGGAAUUUAUGCUACAUUACACGUACGUAGUUGCAGUUUCUAAGACAAAAGCGUGGCAAGGUGACACACCAUUUCAAAUUUCCAUGAUUGGCUUGUUCAAUUUGAAUAUAAUUUGGUUGAAAUUAUUGAUACCAUGGAGAUUAUUCCGUUUAUGGGGUUUGUUGGAUGGAAUUGAUACUCCAGAAAACAUGAUUCGUUUAGUUGACAACAAUUACAGUGCCAUGGCAUUCUGGAGAGGCUGGCAUCGUUCCUACAAUAAAUGGAUUGUCCGUUAUAUAUACAUUCCAUUAGGUGGUUCGAAUAAUAGAAUAAUGACAUCCCUGGCAGUUUUCUCCUUUGUAGCAAUUUGGCAUGAUAUUCAGCUAAAACUGUUAUUCUGGGGGUGGCUAAUUGUCCUCUUUUUAUUACCUGAGAUUUUCCUAACUCAAUAUUUCAUGCAGUAUAAAACUAAAUGGUGGUAUAGGCAUAUUUGCGCACUCGGUGGUGCAGCUAACAUUUGGAUGAUGAUGAUAGCAAAUUUAUUUGGGUUCUGUCUCGGCUCAGAUGGUACUAUGGAACUAUUACGCGAUAUGUUUAGUACUGUCGCUGGUUUCGCAUUCUUUAUCAUUGCAACCGGUUGCAUCUUCAUUGGAGUUCAAGUCAUGUUUGAAUUAAGAGAAGAAGAAAAGAGAAAUGGUAUAAACUUGAAGUGUUGA